CCAGUAAUUAUAAUUAUUAUUGUUUUUCUUAGAAAUAUUGGUAUCUCAUCUGGAAAACUAGAAGUUUUUGUUGUCCUGACAAGUGAUGAUGAAAAAGAAUACCUCUUAUUUCCUGGAAAAGAUGAAAGUAUCACCGAUUGGUUGGUUAAUUUAAAGAACAAAACAAACUUAGAAGACAAGACUGCACAACCUUUACAACGAGGAACACAGGGUGGAUUUAUGAGUCGGGUACGCAAUAGCUUACGACGCAAAAAGAAGCUUACGCGGUCAGCAUCAGAAGACACCAACCCAGUUUUAGAACGAUUUCACWUGAAAAGGCCGUCGUACAGUCCAUUGUCCACAGAAGAAAGCUUUGGCGAACUUUCCAGUCURAGACAGCCUUCACCAGGUAAAAGUCUAGACAGUCACUACAGGAAGUCCAAGAGGUCUCAAAGUUGUCCAAAUGAAGUCGCUAUGGAAAUGACAAUGCCGCAGGCGAAACGUUUUUCGGAUAAAUCCUGUGAUACUUCAAGUCUAGUAAUUCUUGACUGGAUCGUUACUGAUGAUUCCUUACCCGACCUAUCAAUUCCAACCCCUCAAACCAGUAAACAAGAUGCGUUUACGCAGACAACAAACACUCAACACGCUGAAAAAGCUCUAAAAGAUGCUUUAGUUUUGCUGGCGAKGCAGAUUCCGUCUCAAGACGACGAAGAAGAGGGAAAAGAAACAUUCAGAGAAGAAAGCAUUGACCAGCCAAAAGCUGAUUUAACCAAUGGAGUGAUGACACUUCAGCAACAAAAACUGAUUAGAGAAUUAGAAAUGGAAGUUUGCAAGUUAAAAUGUGAAGUAGUCAAUCUUAUUCAAGGGACCAUCAACAUUCCACUCAAAGAUGAUGACAUUGCAGACUGGCAUUACGUGGAAGAAAUUAAAUAUAAAGACAGGAUAUUUGAACUUCUAAAAGAAUCAAGACUGUAUAAUCCAAAUCUACCGAAUUACGACAGUUCUACGUGUAGUAAUUUUAAAGAUGGUUAUGGUUUUAUUCAUGGAAGCCGUGAAAGCGAAAGCGUAGUUUUCCACUAUGUUUGCCGUGAAUUGACUCAACAUUAUUCAAGCUUUUAUCAGAACAAAACUGGUCAUGUUAAAUUAUGGACUGAAUACUCGAAAGCAAAGCAAGAAAAUGAUAGCAGCAUGUUCUUCCAAGAGAAAGAAAUAAAAACCCUUGUUGAAGAAGGAAUACCAUAUUCCUGCAGAUCGCAAGUUUGGAAAUGUUUCAUCAAUGAAAAAGUAAAAGGAAAAAUUUUUCAGAAACCAGGUUUAUACAGCAAACUAGUGAAGAGAACCGCAGUUAAAAAGAAUAAAUUAAAAUCUGAAAUGACUGAAGUUGAACGACAAAUACGCUGCGACUUGCUGAGAACUAUGCCAUCUAACGAAGAUUUYAAAACGCUUGACUCUACAGGGGUUCAAAAGUUGUCGCGGGUUUUACAUGCGUUUGUGGAUUACAAGCCUGAAAUUGGAUAUCUUCAGGGAAUGAAUUUCUUGGUCGGGUUGUUUUUGCUUUUCAUGGAAGACGAGGAAGAUGCCUUUUGGUCGCUUUGUGCCGUGGUUGAUGUUUACUUGAAAAACUACUUUGAUGCAGUUUUGAGCGGAGUUCAAGCAGAUCAGGAAGUUUUGAAGGAACUAAUAGCUGAAACUAUGCCCGCGCUGAAUUCCCACUUUAAGUACUACGGCGUGGAUAUUUCUACUGUCACUUUCAAUUGGUUCAUUACAGUGUACUUAGAUGCCGUCCCUUUUGAGACUGCUGUUCGAAUAUGGGAUUGUUUUCUAUUUAGUGGACGAGAGGUUCUAUUCCGYAUUGCUAUUGGUUUAUUGAAGCUGCAGCAAAGGUCUUUAUUACAACUAUCAGGUUAUCUAGAGAUAAUGCAGUACAUGAAACGAGCAGCCCGAGUAACGUACGAUAUUGAUCGACUUUUUAAGGCCUCAUUUGAUGAGAUAACCAAGUUCCCUAGCAACGAAGAAUUGGACGAAAUGCAGAAGAAAUAUCGAUCAGAUAUCGAAGCGAAGAACGACUUUAAACUCACUGUUAAACACGAAMGAAAGAGAUCUAGAGUCAGUUCGUUCACAGUAGAGAUUGCAACUCCAGACCGGUCAGACCGGCUUGAUCACGUCCAGGUUGUGGAAUGUGCAGUUGCUGCAAGCAAAGACCUCUCGAAACCUGUAUGUAUAGCAUGUAGUGUACGAGGAGAAACGAAGCUCUAUUUGCUUGACAUCGACAAGAAGGAGAGAAGUACACUGGACGUCGAUAUCGAUUCUCGUGUGCUCUGUGCGGAUGUAGUUGGUGACGGUACCCUCUUAAUUGGUACCGUGUCCUGGUUUAUAUACGCCUUUUGUCUAGACUCUUGUGAGGAGAUCUGGAGCAUUCAGCUUAGCGACUCUGUGAUUGACUUGUGUCAUUACUAUGACGAGACAGAUGACAAGGUGUACGCGGCUUUGGCUGAUGGUUCUAUCGCUGUCUUACCGAAUGCUAAUUCCGAUGGCCCGCCGUCUCAAGGAUCACAUGUUCGAAUUGGCUCCGCCCCGGUGAUGUGCGUCACGUUAGUCGAUGACAAAGUGUGGUGUGGCUGCAGUAAUAAUGUUGUUAUCUUGGAAACGAGUACUCUUGAAGAAGUCCACGCCAUGGUCGUAUCACCAUCUGGUCGUCACCAGGUUGCUCGGUUGAUUGCAGGAGAGCAUGGGGUCUGGUGCACAAUACGGGGGUCAUCUUGGGUUAUUCURGUCGAUAAAAUCACUUACGAUGUUUUGUUCAAAGUUGAUGUUGCUUGUGAUACUAGUAUAAUAGAUGCUGUCAGUAUGGAGAUGCAGGUCACUGUUUCACCCUUCCAAGAAUCACGUGUCACAACAGUGUUACCAUUCAAUGAUGAAUUGUGGGUAGGAUUGGGGAACGGUCAAGUAUUAAUCUUUGAUAUUCAAGUGGGAUCCAAGGAG
Molecule: messenger RNA, 2961 nt
Organism: Exaiptasia diaphana
Lineage: Eukaryota; Metazoa; Cnidaria; Anthozoa; Actiniaria; Aiptasiidae
Exons: 30
Molecular function (GO): protein binding
Source: RefSeq, a predicted model, not a curated record